Messenger RNA from Brachypodium distachyon (stiff brome), 2607 nucleotides. RefSeq lists its product as uncharacterized. The record is from RefSeq and is a predicted model, not a curated record. Gene Ontology annotation, biological process: interstrand cross-link repair; protein monoubiquitination. Gene Ontology annotation, molecular function: ubiquitin protein ligase activity. Gene Ontology annotation, cellular component: nucleus; Fanconi anaemia nuclear complex. NCBI's taxonomy places the organism in Eukaryota, Viridiplantae, Streptophyta, Magnoliopsida, Poales, Poaceae.
CAAAAAAAACAAACAGAGACGCGCGCGGCGGCGGUUGGUCCUCUCGACGCUCGAGCCAUGGUGCUGCCGACCACUAUCUCGCGCGACUCCGAAGCUCGCUCGGCUCCUCCGCAAAACUUCCAGGAGGAAGCGGAGCCCCCGCGCCCGCGGAGGCCGCCCGCGUUCUACAGCUCCGUGUUCGCGCAGGUACACCACCUGCUCGACGAAAUGCCGCGCCGAGUGUAGCCGAUCAUUCUCGCGCCAUUUUCGUGUUCGCAGAUCGAAGAGGUCGGGUGGGGGCGGCUGGUGACCGCCACUGGUGAUGACGGUGUGUCCUGCCUCGCCUUCCGCGUCAUGGAUGAGCAAGGACGACAACAUUUACUGGAGGUCACACUGCCCAUGAAUUAUCCUGCAUGUCCUCCUUCAAUUUCCGCGGAUGUUCCUUGUCUUCCAAAAUUACAGUGGUCAAAACUCUCAAGACUGAAGGAUGUUGUCUGCCAAUUCCAAGAGCACCUGAAGAAUUUGCAAAAUUACUGGUGUACAAUGGAUGACAUCGAUAAGGCCCUUUGGGUUGUUGAUCCAACAAAGCCGAGCUAUGCUAUGUCUCAUCGUCGUAUUGCUUUGGGUGAUGAUUGCUAUAUAUUACUGCAUGUUGAUGCACACAAGCCCAGCUCCUUACCAGAGUGCCGCUUCCUGGGCACAGAUGGGAAACUGGAAAGGCUGAUAAAGAAUUGGAGAAAAAAUCGUAAAAGAUGGACUGCAGACAAGAAGUUCCAUGAAAACCUGUCAACCGUCUUAGAUUUUGAACUGCCACAGCCCCCUUCUGUCAGCAUCAAAGAUGACCAGCAAGCUGAUUGCGGGAUAUGUUAUGCCACCCAUCUGCCUAUUGAUGACGAACUGGGGACUGACAGCGGAUGCGCAACGGACUACACAUGUGAAAACUCCAGCUGUGACAGAGCUUUCCACUCUGUGUGUUUGAGAGAUUGGUUGUGUACGAUUACUACAACAAGGCAGUCGUUCGAUGUUCUGUUUGGGAACUGCCCGUAUUGCAGUGAGCCUGUUGCUUAUAAAGCUACCAGCCCCAGCACCCGCGGCCGAGUCAAAUUAAUCCGAGUAGGAAUGGCGUGGGGAGAAGGCAGGGGGAGGAGGGGAUUGAAGGCGGCGUGCCUGCCGCGGCCGGGGUGCUUCACGGUGUCCGCCGCCGACGAGGGCCCCUCGGGCUCCGGCGCCGACGAAGGAGACGUGGGCAGCAGGCCGGUGCCGACGCACCUGGUCGUCACGGUCAAUGGGAUCGUCGGCAGUGCAGAAAACUGGCGUUAUGCAGCAAAACAUUUCAUCAAAAAGCACCCCGAGGAUGUGGUUGUUCACUGCAGUGGAUGCAACUCAGCAGCUCGAACUCUCGAUGGAGUUGAUGUGAUGGGAAGGAGAUUAGCAGAGGAGGUGAUUUCAGUUGUUGAGUGUAGACCAGAAUUACAGAAGAUCUCCUUUGUUUCACACUCAUUGGGUGGAUUGAUUGCAAGAUAUGCCAUUGCUUUACUGUAUGAGACAGCUACACAAACAGAGUAUCAAGAAGAGUAUGAGAAGCAUGCCACUGAUACUCAUAGCAACCCACCAACCGGCCAAGGCAAAAUUGCUGGUUUGGAGCCGGUGAACUUCAUAACUGUUGCAACACCACACCUUGGCACAAGAUCACACAAGCAGAUGCCCCUUCUCCGUGGUUCCUAUAGAUUGGAAAAGAUGGCAUUCCGUAUGUCUUGGAUUGCCGGGAGAAGUGGAAAACAUCUUUUUCUAAAGGACAUUGAAGAUGAGAAACCACCAUUACUUCUUCAGAUGGUUACUGAUUACGGUGAUCUCCAUUUCAUAUCAGCUUUGCGUUCUUUCAAGAGAUGUGUUGUUUACUCAAAUGUUUGUAGCGACUUCAUUGUUGGCUGGAGGACGUCUUCAAUACGGUGUCAACACGAUCUUCCCAAGAAACAAGAUUUUAUAAAUGAUGGUAAAUACCCACAUGUUGUAUACGUGGAAAAACCAAAGGCUCGGGAUGUUGAUUUUUCGGAUGCAAUGAUUUAUCAGGCAAAAACUACAAGUGAAAUGGAAGAAGUGAUGCUCAAAAGUCUGAAUAGAAUUCCUUGGGAAAGGGUAGAUGUUAGCUUCAAGAAAAGUAGACAAAGGAUUUUUGCUCAUAGCACCAUUCAGGUUAAGACCUAUUUUUGCAACUCUGAUGGGGCUGAUGUGAUUUUCCACAUGAUUGACCAUUUUAUUUAUUAACAUGAAACAUUGAUGUGUUGGUGCCUGUUUCUUUCCUUUUAUUUGGAGUUCCAGUAACUGGAAAAAGAAGGGGCACAUAUAUUUUUCAGUUCCCUGUUUUUAAGGCAGGAUUAGAGAUACUACACUGGAAUGAGUAGAACCCAUCGUAAAGAAAAGGGAACCUCCUAAAAAGAUUGUGAAGGCUGUUGGGUUUAUGCUUCCUGUAAGUUUUGGGCCCUCCUAGGUUCUUUUUUAAUUUUCCAGGCUUCAGUAGUUCAGUGUGCAUGCAUGCAUGUAAUGGACCACAAUCUGUUGAUCGAUAUAUAAUAAAAUAUGCUAUGUGUUGCAUCUCGAGCAGAGAACGCAUAGCGAGAAUUGCGGCUA